AAUGAAGCACAUAAGAGCAGUCAGAGGGACAGAGAUCAGGAGAGAGUCAGGUCUGUAACUCAGCAGCGGUUCAGGACUCAACUUCUCCUCACAGGACUGAAAGGGUCAGGGUUCGAUCCCUUCACAUUGAGCUCAGGACCAGACACGAAAACACUCAUACGUGAUGAAUCCUGCCGCUCAGCCGCUCCCGGUUCAGGAUGUUCAGGGUGAUUCUCGCUGGAUCUCACAGCAUGAGCGUUUUGUGCAGGAGUGUAAGGACGCUGAACCAGACGUUCUGUUUAUCGGAGACUCUAUGGUUCAGCUGAUGCAGCAACACGAGGUCUGGAGGGAUCUGUUCUCUCCGCUGCACGCGCUCAACUUCGGUCUGGCCGCAGACACCACCUGCAACGUUCUCUGGAGGAUCCAGAACGGAGAGCUGCAGAACAUCCAGCCGAAGGUGGUGGUUUUGUGGGUUGGCACCAACAAUCACCAGCAUACAGCAGAGCAGGUGUCAGGAGGAGUGACGGCCAUCACACACACACUCAUCUCACAGCUCCCUCGAGCCAAGAUCAUCGUGCUGGGUCUUCUUCCUCGUGGAGAGCAUCAGAACCCGUUGCGUGAGAAGAACGCGGCAGUGAAUGAGUUAUUGCGCUCGUCAGUACCUCAGCUCGGUCCGGCUCAGUUUCUGGACCUCAGCUCUGAGUUCAUCCAAUCAGACGGAAGCAUCUCAAAACAUGACAUGUUCGACUUCCUGCAUCUGACAGCCGCUGGAUAUCAGACCCUCAGCAAACCUCUCCACGACCUUCUGCUGCAGACUCUGGAGGAAACCACAGCUACUACAUAGGCGUCUGUCAACACACACACACACACAGACAGACACACACACACAGACACACACACACACACACACACACACACACACACACACACACACAGACACACACACACACACACACACACACACACACACACAGACACACACACACACACACACACACACACACACACACACAGACACACACACACACACACACAGACACAGACACACACACACACACACUCUCUCUCUUUUCCUCUCAGUUUGAGUCAUUACUAUUAUUUGUUUGAUUGUGAUUGUUUUAAACAUAAUUUUGCCAAAGCACUAAUACAAAUAUAUCCUUAAAAUAUUCUUACUGUAAUAAAUAUACAUACCACUGUCAAUCAUAAAAAAAAUGUAAAAAAAUGUGUGUACUGUGUGUGUUUAUUAUGUAUAUAUAACUACACAUGUAUGUGUGUGUAAUUAUUUUAAACAUAAUGAAUGUGUGUGUGUUUAUAUACACAUUAAAAUGCAAAUUACACAAACAUGUAAACCAAAGCAUUUGUUUUGGGUGUGAUUAAUCUGACAAUAUUAGGCUCUAUCAUAAUCCUCAUAAACACAUUUUUACACAUGAGAACUGUAUUAGUGGUUAGUAUCAGAUUCAUGUGAAGUCACUGCUUUUAUCAGAAGAAUCAGUGAAAACACCUGCAGCAGUCGUUUUAGUUUUAUUAUGCUUUUAAACAUAACAGAGAUACCAUUUAAAAGCAUAACAUUUUGUUGAUAUAUUUUGUAUAUUGUAUGCAAUUUAUAAAUAGCACCAGAACACACAAAAAAGUGCAAUACUUUGCUCAAGUGAAUCUUGUUUCAGCUCAGCCGUAAACAAA
Molecule: messenger RNA, 1659 nt
Organism: Puntigrus tetrazona (Sumatra barb)
Lineage: Eukaryota; Metazoa; Chordata; Actinopteri; Cypriniformes; Cyprinidae
Product: platelet-activating factor acetylhydrolase IB subunit alpha2-like
Exons: 6
Coding region: 164-823 (219 amino acids)
Source: RefSeq, a predicted model, not a curated record